Molecule: messenger RNA, 959 nt
Organism: Habropoda laboriosa
Lineage: Eukaryota; Metazoa; Arthropoda; Insecta; Hymenoptera; Apidae
Exons: 3
Coding region: 422-925 (167 amino acids)
Biological process (GO): regulation of synaptic transmission, cholinergic; sleep; positive regulation of voltage-gated potassium channel activity
Source: RefSeq, a predicted model, not a curated record
GGUGGACGUAAAGCGCAUGGAAAAACCAGAGGGGGCAGAUCUGCCGCAUAGCCGACGGAAACCCGUCUGAUCCUCAUCAGACGCGACGCGUCCGCGAUCACGUACGGUGCACCACGCGAGAAACCAGAAGGUUCGUACACGUUCGUUCAGUCAUUUCGGACGUGAGAAUUCAAAAGGAGAGAAAAAGAGAUCUGUCGUCGAUCGAGAGCACACUGCCAUCGUGAAUUUUCUUCACAAAUUCCCGAAUUAUUUUCUGUCAUUGUUCGAUUCCCGAGGUGGGUCUACAGUUACAGAAAUCGACUAGCAGACUAAUCGGAAUUGCCGCGUACAAAUUUUCCAUGCAGCGAGGGUGUAGGCAACACGUCCGAAGUGACUGACUGCAACGUGAUUGGCUAAAACACAUGGUCCGGUGAUCGUGAUCAUGAUUGGAAAUCGUCUCGCGCCGAUCGUCACCCUUAUCCUCGUGGUUCUGCUGUCGGCUAUUCAUCGCGGUGAAGGAAUAAUAUGCUACCAAUGCAACAGCGAAUACGAUCCAAGGUGCGGCGAUCCAUUCGAUCCGUACACUCUUGGAACCGUAAACUGCAGUUUUCAACCGCGUUUGGAACAUCUGAGCCACCUAGAGCCCACUCUCUGUCGAAAGAUCAGCCAAAAAGUGUACGGGAAGAUCAGGGUUGUCAGAAGUUGCGGAUACAUUACGGACGAGAAAGAGAAUGCGGAAUGCCUGAAGAGGACAGGCACUCACGAGGUUCAAGCGUUGUACUGCUCAUGCACCGGUGAUCUCUGCAACUCGGCCGAAAGCCGCACGCCGUCCUUCUUACUGCCGUUGACGUCCCUGUUGGCGGUCGUCCUGGCGGUGCCGAGUUUGCUUUUCUCGUGCCCGUUCGCAAUGCCCGUCUUUUCCUCGCCACACUUCUCCAUAGCCUAAACCCCUUCAGCCGCCAGCGGAUAACACUUUAAAA